AUGAGACUUAAAAUACUAGGAUGCCUCUUGGCGUUACUACCUUUGCUCAUUCAUGCCCAAAAUGGCGAAGAGUACAUAAUCAACGAGUGGCCUACAGAAUCCCGUCCAACUGUAGCAUGGUACAUCAAUAACAAUGCCGCAUCACAUGCCAAACGUGCAAGCGACCUAAGGAAGGCAUUUUUCAGACCCAUGUCGCUCAGUGCCUACGGAAGUCCAGCCGAGACCCGAUACGCUGCGACUUGGAUCAACGACGGAGCAAUGGGCCAGCCCUGGCAGAUGGGAUGGGGCAUGUCACUUAAAGCUUUCGACGAAUGGGUUAGCAAGUGGAGGAUGCAAGGCUAUCGGCUUGUUAUUAUCAGUGCAAAUGGACCAGCAGGUAAAGCUGCAUUCCACGGCGUCAUGGCAUUUCCCUCCGAUCGCCUCAAGUGGGCUUACAAGUGCGAGAUCAAGGACCUUGACAAGUACAUGGCAGACAAGGAUAAUAACGGUAUAUCGAGGGUCAACAGUUUCCGUAUGUAUGGAGAAAUGGACGACAGAAGAUAUUGUGUUUUGCUCUACGAGAACAAGGGCAACGAGCGAUGGGCACUGGAACACUCCGAGCCAGGCGCGAUGCCAAAUGAGAGCUGGGUCUCUGAAUACAACUACCCACAUGUAUCGCGACAAUUCCUACGACCUCACAAACUCUUCAUUUCUGACGAUGGCGUUAUAACACCCCUGAUAACUGACGUGAGUGUCGGAGGUUGGUCAGCCGCUGUUCGUCUGGACCAAGAGCAGAUGGCCGAGGAGAUCCGCAGACAAGGUCACCAGUGGUUCAUGCCAAUCGACAUACAGGGAGCCUCAGGUCUCGGCAAGACGCAGUUUACUGCUGUCUUCGCUGAACGCAUGCGAUACCAGCCUCGGUUGUGGGCAGCGCAUGGACAAGUUUCGGGUUUCAAGAACAACAAGGAGGCUAAGAAGGAGCUGGACAUAACGAUGAAGAAGUUCAUGGUGGAGAACGGUAUUCGACAAGCCCAAGUAUCCAUCGGUGCAAGAGGCCAUGCCAUGCUUGAGCGAAGCUAUACCUGGGCCGAAACAGCUUACGGCAGCGUGAAACCUGACGAUGUUUUCCUCAUCGGGGGUGUCAGCAAGAUGUUCCUAUACGCGGCGGUCAAAUGGUGCGUCGAUCAACUACUAGUCGAUUACGACACGCCCGUCUACAAAUUGCUGGGUUAUCGCAACCCCUUCGAUGAGCGAGCAGAAGACAUCACCAUCCAGCAUCUUCUUGAUCACACAGCAGGUUACGACCGAGACGAUUCUGGAGAAGCCGCCUUCGAAUUCGGCAAGGUUGGACUGACACUGCCGCACAAUGGCACAGAGCCCGCCACUCUUCACGACGUGAUCAAAUACAAGCUUAGGCAGAGGCUCGAUUACAACCCGGGCGAGCGCUUCGUUCACUCUCAUUAUGGCUCACUGCUGUUGGGUGCAGUGGUAGCAAACCUCACCGAGAUGCCCUACGUGGAUUUCCUGAAGAAACAUAUCCUCGACGGCCUCGAUGUCUCAGUGUUUGAGACUGACUCCAAGGCUCACUUGAAAGACAAGAUUGUUCAACAAGGCUUGCAGAUGGGUGUUGAUGCUAGAUAUCCCAGGAAAGGGGAGUAUGUUGCUGGAGUAUAUGGAGGAGAUGGCGCCAUUAAGGAAGAAACUGCCGCUGCCUUUUCUCUCCGCGCAAGUGCCACCAGUCUCAUAAAGUUUGCUGGCCAGUAUUCCGUCGCAAGAAUUGGUAAACGCCGGGAUGGCUACCGCAGGGGAGGAAUAGAAGGCGGAUACGCCUACGUUGAGUCACAUGGGGAUUUUGACUGGGCUAUGGUAUUCAAUACGAGGGAGUUUGCCUCCAAGAAUGCAGUUGUACACCUCGCCCACAAGAUUCGGAAGUUGAUUGAUAAAACCGUUGCGGAGAACAAGUAUGGCCCAUUCACACUCACAUGCAACCCUGGGCCUGAAAUUUUUGACAAGUCGUUCCCCGGAAUGAGGGGGAUAUCCUUCGACAGUUUGGGCCAUUUGCCUGAUUGUACCGAGGAGGAAUUGGAUGAGAUCAUGCACGACAGGAAGGGUGGAUAGAAUGGAGAAUCAGAGGAAAUUAUACACGGUCGGAAAUAGAGGAAUUGAACUAGUCUAGAUUGUUAUUGACUAUCAUUAUAAGUGG
Fusarium graminearum PH-1 is the source of this 2182-nucleotide messenger RNA. RefSeq lists its product as uncharacterized. The transcript is spliced from 2 exons. Bases 1 to 2097 code for a protein of 698 amino acids. The record is from RefSeq and is a predicted model, not a curated record. NCBI's taxonomy places the organism in Eukaryota, Fungi, Ascomycota, Sordariomycetes, Hypocreales, Nectriaceae.